This is a messenger RNA of Cylicostephanus goldi, 270 nucleotides long. The record is from the annotation of a GenBank genome assembly. NCBI's taxonomy places the organism in Eukaryota, Metazoa, Nematoda, Chromadorea, Rhabditida, Strongylidae.
CUAUGUAUAGCAUUCCAGAUCUACAACGAAGAAGUUCGCGAUCUUUUAGGUGCUGAUAGAAAUCAGAAGCUUGAAAUCAAGGAACACGCAGAAAGAGGAGUCUAUGUGGCUGGACUUUCGAUGCAUGUUUGUCACGACGUGAAAUCUUGUCAUGAACUUAUGGAAAAAGGUUUUAACAAUCGACAUGUUGGUGCUACGUUGAUGAAUAAGCGAUCACGUUCUGUAAUUAAACUACUUUUUGAUUUUGUGCUGCCAGCCGCCUCAGCCUAA